Messenger RNA from Sodiomyces alkalinus F11, 2457 nucleotides. RefSeq lists its product as hypothetical. NCBI's taxonomy places the organism in Eukaryota, Fungi, Ascomycota, Sordariomycetes, Glomerellales, Plectosphaerellaceae. The transcript has 4 exons. The record is from RefSeq and is a predicted model, not a curated record. The coding region runs from base 257 to 2200 and encodes 647 amino acids.
GCAGGCCUCAUCCCCGUCUACUUCAUGGUGGUCCCCGCGAUGGCCUUGCAACUCGCCAGAAAAUGGGUGGGGAGGAGACAGGGGAGAGGGAUGCCUCUGGGCUUUAUAACUCGGCUCGUCCCUCCGACCAAAGUUCCUCGACAUCUCGUGUACGGAAUCGUCAAUCCAUCUUUACUCUCGCCUCAACAGACCUGGCAGGCCCCGGAAUCCGAGUGUUCAAGAGGCCAGACGACGUAAGAACGAACAGACAGACACCAUGGCCGUAGUCGAGGAAGACAUCCACGACCCGGUUCCGGAGAAGCUUAGGCUCCUCAAGAGCCCGGUCAAGGGGGAUGAGAGCAACAACAUCGAUGCUGCCGUCGGUCAUCUGGGUUAUCGCUCCGACCCUGACGAUGAGCCUAUCUUGAUGCGAAAUUCCGACUCGACGAAUCUCGAAGUCUUCUAUGACCUUUUCCUCGCUGUAUGUUGCCUUGGCCUUGGCCUUCUUUGGAUAACAUGGUUCCUCACUGGCAUGUACGAUGUUCGAUUCGUCACCGACUGCAUCUUUGAGCGCGCCGCCCGCGCCGUGCAUCUUGGUGUCUUGGUCGGCUUUACCGUCACCUCGCCCAAUUUCGACCCCAACGACCAGCAGCCAGUUGUCUUCAGAACAUUCUCUCUCAUCCUUAUGGUUUCGCGACUUUGCCUCGCCGUGGAGUACGCCAGCAUCAUCUUACAUGUCCGACAGUACAAGCGCUCCAUCCUUCCUCUUGCCGCCAUGGUCGGCCUGAACUUCGCUGCCGCUAUGGUGUACCUCGGCAUUACGUUCCGCUUCACCGGCGGUAGCAGCCGCGUGUUUUACACCUGGUAUGCUCUCGGCGCGGCUGAGGUGCUGCUGAACCUCGGGCUUUCCAUCCGCUUCAAGGUCCUGAGCUUCCAGAGCACUCAUCUGAUCCGCAGAGCCAGUCUCUUGACUCUUAUCAUCUUUGGCGAGGGCGUUGCCGUUGCUUGCGGUGCCAUCACCAAGAUUGUUAGCGUCGGUCACGAUGAGUGGACUGGCGGAACCAUCGGCGUCGUAGCCGCCAACGUCGCCGCCGUGUACAUCGUUUUCAUGGUCUACUUCGACUGGAUGCGUCACCUGCAUCUUCCCGUUUGGCGUCAGCUCGCAUGGACGAUUCUCCAUUUCCCUCUCCACUUGACCAUGACUCUCUUUAUGGAAGGCGCUGCCCAACUCAUUAUCUUCUAUAAAGGAGCCGAAAACAGCGCCCUGGUGGCUAACAAGUUUAUGUCUGUGCUUACCGAAAUUGAGUCGUUAGACCAGGUUCACGACGUACUGUACAAUUUCACCAUGGAAAUGGUGGAAAGGUACGAACCCAAGUAUACCUUCCAGUACACCGACAUCGAGAAUGCUCUUAAUGGUAUUGCCGAAAUCGACUGGUCAUCCGCCGAGGAAGAGCUCGGCCCUGAUCCCACGGAAGACGAGGCUUGGCAGCACGUAGCAUUCCAGCAGUUCUUCUUUCACGCUGUGAACAUCUUGUUGACCUUGGACAAUGUCGUCUACAAUGCCUACGGAGUCGAUUUUGUUGCAGCCCAGGCCGAGGAAGCGGCGCUGCCCACGGAUCCCACAGAACAGGAUAACCAGAACUUCCUCGUCGGUGUGAGCGAACGCAACUUCGUCCGGUUCCGCACUCUCUUCCAGUACACCUUCGUCAGCGCCGGCAGCUUCCUCGGUCUCGCCAACCUUCUGUACUGCAUCUCGCGCAUCGAGAAAUGGAACCGCUGGGCCAUCAUCCGCACCAGCAUCAAUUUCCUCAUCGCCCUCGGCAUCGCCCUCGUCACCCUCGUGUCCCAGAACUUCACCCACCUGGAGAAUUACCGGUCGACGCCCUAUAUCCUGCCGACGCUCUUGUUCGCCUACCUCAUCGUCAUCACCAUGAACCACCUGCGGGGCCUGCAACCCAUCUUUGGCUUCCCCCAGUUCAGCUUCCUCGCCAAGAAGAAAAGCCACGAUACCGAGUACGUCCAGCAGCAGACCGAACUCAUGACUACCAAGUACGACCCUGGCGAGCAGAACGAUCCCGCCGCCGCCGCGUAUCAAUAUCCGUCUCAACAGUAUGCGCCAUCGACAGAUUCCGCGCCGGGACGCACCCCAGCCGGUCAGCAGCAAGGGCCGCAGGGUCAGUUUUACGAAUACUCCGGCGAGGUGGGAUAUCGUCCUGUGUAAGCCUCACGGGGGACUGUUUUGGCUCUCAAACCGAACCCGUCUGCGCCCCGCAGAUCUGGGUAUCGUGAUGGUCGAUUUAAAGUAGUUUGAACUGGUCUGGGGAUAUGCGUAAAAUUGUAGGAACAAGCGAAAACUAGAGUUUGUGCUUUUCGGGUACGGCUUCGGACACAAGGAAACAUCCUUUGGCUAGCGAGCGGGUUUGGGUUUAUUUGUUCAAUUGUCUGCGUUUUGCACAAAAAUAUACCACAGAAUUACCC